AUGCCUGCGCUGCGCAUACGUGGUGAUCGAGCUCCCCCGCGAAGACACCGCAAGGGAGAAGGUCAAGUCCAGGAUCUCCUGGUGUCGUACCCCGCGGAGGAAGGGAUCGUGGACCACGUGAGGAGCCGCCUGGCGGCCCGGCUGCUCGUGCUGGCCAUGGCCGCGCAGGUCCCGUCGGGGGAGGAGGAGCAGGAGCCCGACGUCACCGGCGCCUGGCUGUCCGCGAAGCUGCUGCGCCUGUUUUCCGCCGUUCUGGCCUACGCCCCGUCCACGUGCGACGGGCAGCUGCGCGGCCCGGGCACCCAGGAGUACACAGACAAGCACGAGCAGGCGGAGGAGGACGCGCGGCAGUCGAGCGGCAUAUACGACAGGCAGAGGCUCCUGUUGCUGUGCGUGCUGGUGAAGUACGUGGGCCGCGUGCUGAAGGCGCCCCUCCAGCGCAGGCUGAAAACGGUCCCGAACCGCGACCUGGACAUGGCCGAGGUGGUGCUGCUGUACGAGUUCGUGAAACUCAUCAACAACAUCGUGGUGUCCUUCCUCGAAAUCGAGCUCCGAUGGGCGCCGCCGCCGCACUCCGCCGGGACCCCGCGCGACAGUGGCCUUGCAGCCAGCGGCCGCAAGACGGGGUCUCUGUCCCGGCAGGAGCGCAUGCAGAUCUUCACCGCGAUGAUCCCUUCGACAACCCUGAAGCUUCUGGUCCACGUCCUGCUCUUCGGCAUGCACCAG
Prorocentrum cordatum is the source of this 726-nucleotide messenger RNA. NCBI's taxonomy places the organism in Eukaryota, Dinophyceae, Prorocentrales, Prorocentraceae. The record is from the annotation of a GenBank genome assembly.